CCUGCUCUUAUAAGAUUCACAGUAAGUUUGGCUCAGUCUGAAAUGUGCUGGACUGCUUCUCUCCCGAGGCGAUAGUGGGCUCUUUGUGCACUGUUGGUGGCACUUGAGUGGCUGUUGGCUGAUUCAGAAGGUCUUUUUUCUUUAGGUCUCGAUGAAUUUCGGUUCUUUAGAGAUACAACGACUUUAGUAGAGAGAAUAUGAACAUCCAUGUGGAGGGGCUGGUGGCGAUUGUCAUCUUCUACCUGCUGAUUUUGAUAGUGGGAAUCUGGGCUGCAUGGAAGAACAAGAACUCCGGCGUGAUGGAGGGAGCGGAUCGCAGCGAGACUAUUAUGGUCGGCGGAAGAGAUAUUGGAUUAUUUGUCGGCGCAUUUACCAUGACUGCAACGUGGGUCGGUGGAGGUUACAUCAACGGUACAGCAGAGUAUGUAUAUCUGCCCGGGUUCGGCUUGGCAUGGGCACAGGCUCCCUUCGGUUAUGCGCUCAGCCUUGUUUUGGGUGGCCUUUUCUUUGCUAAGCCCAUGCGCUCUCGGGGUUACGUCACCAUGCUUGACCCCUUCCAGCAACUGUAUGGAAAGCGGAUGGGUGGUCUGCUGUUCAUCCCUGCACUAAUGGGGGAAAUGUUCUGGUCAGCCGCCAUCUUAUCUGCCCUCGGUGCCACACUGAGUGUGAUCAUUGACAUUGACAUCAACAUGUCUGUGGUGAUUUCGGCUCUUAUUGCCAUCUUCUACACAUUGGUGGGCGGCCUGUAUUCAGUGGCUUAUACUGAUGUCGUCCAGCUCUUCUGCAUUUUUUUAGGACUGUGGGUGAGCGUUCCUUUCGCGCUCUCGAACCCGGCUGUGUCUGAUAUCGGAGUGACAGCAGUGAAGCAGCUCCAUGCUAAUCAGACUGCAUGGCUUGGGAAGAUAGAAAGCUCUGACAAAUGGAUGUGGGCUGACAACUUCUGCCUUCUGAUGUUGGGGGGGAUUCCCUGGCAGGUGUAUUUUCAAAGGGUUCUUUCUGCCUCUUCAGCUACCUAUGCUCAAGUUCUUUCCUUCCUGGCUGCCUUUGGCUGCAUCAUCAUGGCUAUUCCCUCCGUCCUGAUCGGAGCCAUAGGGGCUUCCACAGAUUGGAACCAGACCUCAUACGGGCCGAUUCCUCCUAUGCAGAAGGACCAGUCGGAUAUGAUCUUGCCGAUUGUGCUCCAGCACCUUUGUCCAGCCUACAUCUCCUUUUUUGGUCUGGGGGCCGUUUCUGCUGCAGUGAUGUCAUCUGCUGACUCAUCCAUCCUAUCGGCCAGCUCCAUGUUUGCAAGGAACAUCUACCAGCUUGCUUUUCGCCAAUCGGCCUCUGACCGUGAGAUAGUAUGGGUCAUGCGGAUCACCAUCUUUGUAUUUGGGGCUCUUGCGACAGCCAUGGCUCUCCUGACUGGGACGGUGUACGGUUUAUGGUACCUGAGCUCUGACCUGGUCUACGUCAUCAUCUUUCCCCAACUCCUCAGUGUGCUCUUCAUCCGGGGCACCAACACCUAUGGCUCUGUAGCUGGAUACUUCUUUGGCUUGAUUCUGCGCAUUGGCGGAGGAGAACCGUACCUCAAACUACCUCCAUUCAUCUACUACCCCGGAUGGACCAUUGAGGAGAAGGUCCAUCAUUUGACCCAUGAGGUGGAAUACCUGGUUAUGCAGAGGUUUCCCUUUAAGACUGCUUCAAUGCUGGCUUCAUUCCUCAGCAAUGUGGCAUUCUCGUAUCUGUUCAAAUACCUGUUUGAGAGUGGAACUUUGUCAGCUAAAUAUGAUUUCUUGGAUGCCGUGGUGGCCAAGCACAGUGCUGAGAUCAUGGACAAGACCACUCUGGUCAACAAGAACAUCAUCGGACUGAAUGAAAUGGCCCCGGUCAAACCGAGACUCAGUGUUACUUUAGCUGCUACCUUCACUAGGAAAGAAACCCUGACAGAAGAGGAGGACUCCAGCCCGGAGUCACCUAUUCACGAAAAUGAGUAGAGCGUUUAUGGUCAAUCCUGAGAAGAAGACUCCAUAAUGUGAACAACAGAGCUUCAUCUGAAAAGUAAAAAAUUAUCUGAUUUUAAAUACGUAAUUCAUUGACGCCACAUCCUUUUCUGGAAUUUUCAUUACUACCUUUUUGAAGGGAAAAUGGAACAGUGUUGACAACUCUGUUGAGAAUGGAAAAUAGAAGAACUGGUUUGAGUGAUAUUUGGAAAAACUUGAUGGUGUUUCUUAUUCUGAGAAGCUGGUGGACUUCUGAUGGUAUGUACGAACCCUGAGUGACUUUCCUUUCCCUUCUUAAGAAAAUGGCGAGACACUGUGAUAAUUCUAGAGAUUUGAUUGCAUUAAUGGGAUAGUUCACACAAAAAUGUUAUGUUAGACAUCUUGGUUUUAUUUUUGUCCACUGAUACAAUCAAAGAUAUUUGGCUUUCAUCGUAUGAGUGGGGACAAAAAUAUCCCCUUUCCACUGAGUGGUACAGUACGGUACGGGGCGGGGCGGUACGGGUCACCUUUAUCAGGAUUGCGUUUCCACUGCAAAGAGGGUACCAAAAUGACUCUAUGUCAUUUUUGUUCCAUAUAAUAUGAGAAACACUUCUCACAAAACAGAUGCUUUAUACACAUAAAUACUUCUGUAUAAAUGUUUAUUAUUAACUUUUCUAUGAACAUAAUUUGAUUACAACUGCAGAUCAAUGACAGUGUGAAACUGAAACAACUGCUAUUAUAUAAAACAAAAAAAUAAAUCCAACAAAUACGAACACAUACAGACCCUUACAGUCUCCGAUAUGUUACCAAUUACAGAAAAACUACACACAGCAUACAUUUAGUCCUUAUUUGGUUUCAAAAACAACACGAAAAAUAGCCCACAGUCAGUGCAAACCUCUCAUCUGUGUCUUUAAUCCUCAGCAGCACAUGUAACCUCUUGUUAGAAAGUAAUUCCAUCAUUCCGAGUUCAUAAUAGGAAAGGAUCUGAAAGCAUCAGGUUUCAAAAGUACUUUAAUAAUCAAGCGCACGUUAUUAUCAUCAGCUCAAAAAAUUAAUUAUUUCAAAUAUAGACACGGAUGCGAGCCCAAGUAAGAAAGCGAAAGCGCUUCAGACUGGCUCGUAAAAAACUACAGGGCACAGGGUAGAAUCUGCUCAUCUUCUUGACUUUGAGGCUGUUCAUCAAGAAGACGACAAGGUUUGUUUGAGCUCGAGUCGACUAUGGUUCGUUAUUAUAUGUAUAUAUUAUUACCGUGCAAUCUCUCGGCUGUGUAUUUAAAACAUGGCGGUUCCUUUGUUUUCAUUCUGGCUUGUUGGGCGAGCGAAUGACGUAUCUCUGUAAAUCAAUAGCGUAGACAGCUGCGCAUCUAGCUCCGCCUUUUCGUACCCUUGGUACCUUUUGCAAAUGUGACCAAAAAAUGGUAUGGUUCGGUAUGCCUUUUGACAGUGGAAAUGGCCUUGAAAGCAUACUGAACCGAACCGUACCGUACCGUACCACUCAGUGGAAAUGGGCCAAAAUAUUGUUUCUGCCACAGGAUAAAAAAGGUUGUUUUUAUCUCACAAGGGACAUAAUUGUGAGCUAUAAUAUCAGAACUGUUAGAUACAAACAGAAGUGAGCAGUAAAUUAUGAUAAAAAUAUUAGUUAAAAUAAAAGUUUAGCUGUGUUCUUACAGGUUUCUAACUUAAUUUCUCACAAUAUUGAGAUUAUUUGUAACAACUCAAAUCAAAUAUCUCAUUAAAAGCUGAAUUUGUGAAAGUUAGCUUGCAUAUAAACUUAUAUAUAAAGAUAUUCUUUAGGAAAAAGUCUAAAUUAUGUUAACUGGUAUAUAAACCUGCAAGGCUGUGCGAUUAAUUGAAAUCGAAUCGCGAUUUGACGCGUUGCGAUAGGCUAAUCCCCCGCCUAGAGCAAAUGUUUGACUGCCGUUUGUGUGUGACAGUCUUACUAGCCAAUUGAGUGUGCACACCCUUGUUCUGCUCAAUCAGAAUUGCGCAACCAAACUAUGCGGAAGCGGACAAGUGGGAUGAUGGCGUCUGCCGCUUCAGAAGCAUUACUAGACAAAUUCAUAUCAAAGAAAAACAGCAUGUCGGUAAUAUGGGAAUAUUUUGGUUUCAAAGUCACAGACACCGUCAAAAACAGGUCAUUUGUAAGAGCUGUCACAGAACUGUUGCCACAGCACGAGGAAUUACAACAACCAGCAUCUAAAAAAGCAUCACAGGUGGAUAUAUGAGGAGUGUCUUGCUAAAAAUUCAACUGAAAGUAUUGCCAGUGACAGUCAAUCUAAUAGCUAGCAACAGCAAAGUACAAUGUCAGAGGUGUUUGUGGCUGUUACACUAUAUGAAGAAACAUCACAAAGGCACCAGGAGACCAUAACUCACUACUGUUUGCUCUAGAGAAAAAUGAGUGUUUAAUUUCUGAAUAUUUAUAAACUAAUUUUAAUUAAAUUUGGAGUAAUUUAAUAUCUUUUCAGUUCCUUUUUUAACUAACUCUCACUGCAUUUUCGCAGUAAUGCCUCAUUCAGACUAGCAGCGACUUUGUAGCUGCCUGUCGCUCUAAGUGGCGACCUGCUUCAAACGCAGGACUGUGUAGAAAUAUACAGCAAGAAUACAACCGACCUCUGAGCGAGCUGAGAGAGGAUCACGUGAGCUCUACUGGUGUUCCUAUUGGCUGUCGCUCAAGAAAUCGCUCUUCAUUUUCAUAAAGUUGAAGUAUUCUCACCUUUGUCACGACUCUCGACACGCCCACCUGGUCGCCAACGGUUACUGUCGCUCACGUUGACGAAGGUUGCCGGAAGUCACUCAUGCUCCGUUAAAAAUGAACGGUCGCUUGUCACUUUGAAGCUACAGUACAGAUAGUUGAGCUGAAGCUUGACUACAAAAUUAAAUCUCAAGUCAAAUCGAAAUCGCAAUAUCUGUUAAAAAAAAUCGCAACUAGAUAUUUUCCCCAAAUCGCACAGCCCUAAAAUAGUUAAAAAUUAUGUUUGCUGCUUGUUUAAACUACUUAUUCAAAAUGAGUUGAAACACCACGAUUCUUAAGUUGUUUUUGAGACAACCUAAUUGUUAUAUGUUAAAUACACUUAAAUUUGUAAAAACAAUUAAUUUAACUUAAUUGAUUUGU
Danio aesculapii is the source of this 5073-nucleotide messenger RNA. It is a transcript of the gene slc5a7a, whose product is annotated as solute carrier family 5 member 7a. Lineage: Eukaryota; Metazoa; Chordata; Actinopteri; Cypriniformes; Danionidae. The coding region runs from base 198 to 1976 and encodes 592 amino acids. Gene Ontology annotation, biological process: choline transport; acetylcholine biosynthetic process; synaptic transmission, cholinergic. Gene Ontology annotation, cellular component: axon; synapse; dendrite. Gene Ontology annotation, molecular function: choline:sodium symporter activity. The record is from RefSeq and is a predicted model, not a curated record. The transcript has 9 exons.